AAAUAUUCAUAUACGUGUACGUCAUACGCGUACUAUUCAUGAUUCUGUCGAUUUCAACGCCAACGUAAUGGAUUGCACAUCCAAUCCAACUUCCAAGUUUGUGUAAAUUGUAAUUUUUCAAAAUGUUGUUUUGCCCAACAUGUGCAAAUGUCUUGGUUGUUGAGGAAGGACCAAAGUGCCUGAGAUUCGCUUGCAAUACCUGUCCAUACGUUCACAACGUGACCCGAAAACUCGCCAAUAGAAAAUAUCCACGUCUGAAAGAAGUAGAUGAUGUCUUAGGCGGUGCAGCAGCAUGGGAGAAUGUCGACUCAACAGCUGAAAAAUGCCCUAAGUGUGAACCGAGGGCCUAUUUCAUGCAAAUGCAGACUCGUUCUGCUGACGAACCAAUGACCACCUUCUACAAGUGCUGUUACCAACAAUGCGGACAUAGAUGGAAUGAAUGACGGACCAGGAAGUGAUGUCAUGUUAUUUGAAUAUGAACAAACAUACAGUUCUGGCAGUGCAGGCAUUGCUAGACUGAGCAGGAUGUGAAGCGGUUGUAAGGCUUUAUGGAAAUAAUCUGUCAUCAUCUUGUGAAUUGAACUCCUUGACUGUUAUCUAACUCCCCCAAAAUGUGUUUGGAAAAUCAAGUUUGAAUGAUUAUCUCUCUUGUUAUGCCAUAACCAUCGCUAUGUUUAGUAUCAUUGGAACGUGUGUUUAAACCUGUUUAAAAUGAUACCCCAUUUGUUUACGGACUUAACAAUCAUGGAAUGUGCAUUCAAUAAAAAUAAGGGGCAAGGUGAAAAGUCAAAGUUGCAAAAUGCACUGCUCUUGUUCGGCUGUGCAUUCUUUCUUAGAAGAGUAAAGGGCUGCUAUGUAGUGUGCUACAUAACAAUACCAGUGCUUACCAGUGCAUUUUGCAAGUUUACACUUUUGACCCUGCCCUUUAUUACGAUGUACUGCUCAUUCCAUGACUGCAGAUCAUGAUAAAUAUGGUAUCAUUUUAAAGAGUAAUAAACAUACUGGUACUUUCUAAUGAUACUAAACAAAGCAACAGUUGUCCCAUGAGAAGAUUUUUGUUAUGUAGUAUUCUCUAUUGUAUCAUGCAACUUAUUUCAAAUUGCAAUACAUAAAAUAUAGAGUGCACAAUAUAUACACAACUCAAUUUUUUUGAAUGAAUAAAUCUUAUCUGUCAUCAUCUAAGAGAGAUAUAAUCGAUCGAACUUGAGUUUCCAAAAUGUUGUUGAUGGUUAGUGAACAUGAUACAUCUGACCAGGAACUGUGAGUUUAGAUCCAGAAGGAUCCAA
This is a messenger RNA of Strongylocentrotus purpuratus (purple sea urchin), 1286 nucleotides long. RefSeq names its product DNA-directed RNA polymerase III subunit RPC10-like (gene polr3k). The record is from RefSeq and is a predicted model, not a curated record. NCBI's taxonomy places the organism in Eukaryota, Metazoa, Echinodermata, Echinoidea, Camarodonta, Strongylocentrotidae. Gene Ontology annotation, molecular function: DNA-directed RNA polymerase activity; nucleic acid binding; zinc ion binding. Gene Ontology annotation, biological process: termination of RNA polymerase III transcription; DNA-templated transcription. Gene Ontology annotation, cellular component: RNA polymerase III complex.